AUGGAAGUUCCCGCGCAAACCAGCGAGGUUGAUGCGUGGGACGAGGUCCUACGCCAAACGAUGUUGGCCCUGGAGGCCAACGCCGAUCCUUACGCUUGGGCCUUCGAUGUCAGUUUGACACUUCGCUCCUCCGCCAUUGCCAUCCCUUCCAUUGAACUCGCUCACCGCUUAGUUUCUCUCUUCUUUUGGGAUAACCACUCGGCCGCCGCAUGGAAGCUUCUACGCACCGCCCUGUCGCUCGACAUGAUCCCUGGCUCCCUCCUCAUCGCACUUCUCUCCGCCAAGGUUGUUCCGAGCAGAAAACUCUACCCUACUGCUUACAGACUUUAUAUGGAACUACUCAAGCAACUUCGCGAUAUGCUUGAACAUGAUGUCAGUUCUCCCAACUAUGAAAAGAAACAUAAAUCUGCUCAAGUAGUUUCUCGAACGUUUUUCUCCUUCUCUUUUUCAGGGUAUGGGAAGGUUCGUUGUUUAUUUCUGAAAACUAAUAAUUACAUUUCAAACCGAUGGUUUUUUAGGAUUAUGAAAUCAAUUGAUGAUGAUCUUCAGCUUUCUCAAGUAUACAGUCAAAAGUUGUGGGAGCCAGGAGUUGUUCUGGUUGAAUUUGUCUUUUCAAUCGUAUGGCAGUUACUUGAAGCAUCAUUAGAUGAUGAAGGGUUACUAGAUCACACUACAGAGAAUAAGCCUAUAUGGUUAUGUAGAUCACAUGAUAUGAAUAUUGAUGAACCUGACAGCUUAGGUGAAGAGGACACUGAGCAAGUGGAGGGGUGUCAGAAGAAAAAUACAGCAAUAGCCAUUGAGAUCAUUCUGCUUGUAUCAAACGCUUCACUUUUUGAGAAUUUGAGAAAUAAUGCUGCAGAGACCCUUUUGAGUUUGACGCAAAAUAUCCAUGAGGUUGUUUCUCAUGAGUUCAAAAGAAAAUCUAAGAUGAGGUCUAAUGAAUUCAUUUCUGCUGGUUCGCUGAUGUCUUUUGCUGGGCAAUCUUAUGGGGAUAGUUGGUCUUCACUCUGGCUUCCUAUUGAUCUUAUCCUGGAAGAUGCUUUGGAUGGAGGGCAAGUAGCAGCAUUUAGUGCUAUUGAAAUUAUUACAGGUGAGAAGGAUUCAAAAGAAAGUCCUAUUUCGCGCCUUGAUACCUGCAUGUGUAUGCUACUUAGCAUUACAACCCUCGUGGUAACUUGUAUUAUUGACGAAGAGGAAGGUCAACUGAUCGAAGAAGCUGAACAUAGCCAUACAACAAACAAAGGGACAGAUAAACAGGCUCUGGGGAAGUGUCGUGGGGAAUUGAUUACCAGUUUACAGCUAUUGGGUGAUUAUGAGUCCUUAUUAACUCCACCUCAACCUGUUCUUGCGGAAGCCAAUGAAGCUGCUGCCAAAGCUAUUUUGUUCUUAUCAGGAAACCCUGUUAGUAGCGGAUACUUGGAAUAUAUGACCACGAAUGGCUUGCAGAUGAAAUCUGGCAACUUACGGCAUCUAAUUGUUGAGGCUUGUAUCGCAAAAAACCUACUUGAUACAUCAGCUUAUCUAUGGCCUGGCUAUGUGAAUGCAUGCAGCAAUCAAAUUCCUUGUAGCAUUUCUAAUCAUGUGUCCGGUUGGUCUUCGUUGAUGGAGGGAUCGCAGCUAACUCCUGCAUUGGUUAAUGUCUUGAUUGCAACUCCAGCUUCCAGUUCCUAUGCCCCUUCAUUUGGUUUUCGGAAAAAUAUGAGGAAGGUGGCAACUGAAUUCAUGGUUUUCGAUGGAAGCUUAGAAGAGCUUGAGAAAAUAUAUGAAAUAGCAAUCAAUGGUUCAGAUGAAGAAAAGAUAUCUGCUGCUACUAUUCUAUGUGGGGCAUCUCUGGUACGUGGGUGGAAUGUACAGGAGCUUACUGUUCUUUUUAUCACAAAAUUGCUUUCGCGUAUAGAUCCUCCUAAUUACUCUGGGGCUGACAGCCAUCUAACCAGUCAAGCUGCAUUUUUAAACGUUCUUCUUAUGGGAAUCUCAUCUGUAGACUGUGUUCAUAUAUUCUCCCUACAUGGUUUGGUUCCAUUGCUUGCCGCAGGUCUAAUGCUAAUAUGUGAGGUUUUUGGAUCACUUGUUCCAGAUGCCAUGGGAACUCUUGCAACCGGAGAAAAUCUCACUCAUUGGGAGGUAUUCUCUAAUGCAUUUACUCUUCUGCUGAGGUUCUGGCGGUUUGAUCAUCUACCUGUUGAGCGAGUGAGGAGCGGUGCAACAACUCCACCAUUUGGAUCACUACUUAGUCCUGAUUGCCUUUUAUUAGUCCGAAACAGUAAAUUGGCAUCGCUUGGAAGAACAGCAGAGGAUCGGCAAAGGCUGAAAAGAUGGUCAAACAUUUUAAGCUUUCCUGUAGAACCUGUAUUUAUGGAUUCCUUCCCAAAAUUAAACUUUUGGUACCGGAAACAUCAAGAAUGCAUUGCUUCUACCCGCUCCGGUCUUGUGCUUGGAAGGCCUGUUCAUCAGAUUGUCGAUGCCCUACUAAGCAUGAUGUUUAGGAAGGUGAGUUAUGGUGCCGAACCUUUGACACCUACGACUUCAGGAAGCAGCAUUUCAUCUGGGCUUGCAAUGGAUGAUGCUUUAAUGAAACUAAAAGUGCCUGCCUGGGAUACCCUCGAAGCUAUUCCCUUUGCGCUGGAUGCUGCUCUGACAUCUUGUGCUUAUGGGAAACUCACUACCCGUGAACUAGCUACAGGCCUGAAAGAUCUAGUGGAUUUUCUUCCGGCUUCUUUGGUUACUAUUGCAAGUUAUUUUUCAGCUGAAGUUACGCGGGGCAUAUGGAAGCCAGCUUUAAUGAAUGAAACUGACUGGCCCAGUCCUGCAGCAAAUUUACCCCUUGUUGAGCAACAGAUAAAAAAAAUCUUAGCAGAUGUCGAUGUCCCAAGCCUUGACAUAGAUGGAAACUCUCCCGCUACACUUCCUUUGCCUUUGGCAGCUUUUGUAACCCUCACGAUAACAGAUAAACUUGACAAUGCCACUGAACGAUUCCUUGCACUGAUUGCCCCUGCUGUGAGUGCCCUUGCUUCUGCUUGCCCCUGGCCCUCCUUGCCAAUUGUGACGUCUUUGUGGAUCCAGAAGGUGAAGCGUUGGAGUAACUACUUUGUGCUCUCUGCUUCCAGCACUGUUUUCCGCCACAACAGGGAUGCUGUAGUUCAACUACUAAAAAGUUGCUUCACAUCCACCCUUGGCCUUGGCUCUGCCUGCAUUUAUAAUAAUGGCGGCAUCAGUGCCCUCCUUGGUCAUGGUUUUGUUUCCCGAAUAUCCGAUGGGAUCUUUCCAGUUGCUCCAGGAAUUCUUUACCUAAGAGUGUAUCGGUCUAUUGGAGAUAUCACGUUAUUGAUUGAAGAAAUUGUGCCUAUUCUAAUGCUUUCGGUUAGAGACAUAGCAAGGAGUGAUUUGGCCAAGGGGGGUAUAAGGAAACCAAAGAAAACCAAGUUUGGGAUAAAACAUGGCCAAGUUUCUCUGGCCAGAUCCAUGGCACGUGUGGAGCAUGCCGCUCUACUCGGGGCUUCAUUGGUUUGGAUAUCAGGUGGAACAAAGUUGGUUCAAUAUUUGAUAAGUGAGACUCUGCCUUCCUGGUUUUUAUCAGCUUCCAUGUUGGAUCAGGGUGGUGGAGAAUCUGGAGUUAUGGUUGCCAAGCUAGAAGGUUAUGCACUGGCCUUUUUUGUUUUUCUUAGUGCAGCAUUUGCCUGGGGUAUUGACAAUUUGCAUCCACCAAAACGACGGGCGAAGGUAAUUGGGUUGCAUUUGAAAUUUCUUGAGACAGCCCUGAAUAGGACUACAUCAAUGCGUUGUUACAGUGCUACUAGUGAAGCCUAUGUCUCAGGGUUAGUCAGCUUGAUGGUGGGUCGAGCUCCAUCGUGGGUCCAGGAAGCUGAUGUGGAUUUGCUCAAGAGACUGAGUAGGCGAUUAAGACGUAUGGACGAACACGAGUUGGCUAUUCGCCUUUUAGAAAUCGGAGGGAUUCGUAUGAUGGGUGCAUUAGCUGAAAUGAUAAUUGAAUUUAACCGUAUCUGA
This is a messenger RNA of Sphenostylis stenocarpa, 4005 nucleotides long. Lineage: Eukaryota; Viridiplantae; Streptophyta; Magnoliopsida; Fabales; Fabaceae. The record is from the annotation of a GenBank genome assembly.